ACGGCGCAAGCACCAGAGCACAAACCGCCACGCCAUUCUUAAUACUUUUCUCUCUUCCGCUCUGUGGGCGCUUUCCACUCUCCCACAAUAAUCUUAAUAAUAAUAAAUCCAGAUUAUCGUCUUUUUGCGUUUCUGUUGUGGAAUUUAAAUUGUUGAAGAUUUGGGGUCGAUUCGUGCUCUUAUAUAGAGAACGCAAACAGUAUGGUCAGAGCAUAUUCACAAGAGCACACUUAUAAGCAUCCAUGGGAGCGAGUGACUACUGCAUCGUGGCGAAAGUUUGCUGAUCCUGAAAACAAACGCGUCCUAUCACACAUCCGUGCAGUUGACACUUUGAACCACAAGCUUGACUCCAGUUCAGGGAAGCUUUACACUACUCGUGCUGUCACCAUCCAUGCUCCAGGACCAUGGUUCAUUUCCAAAAUCACCGGUCAGGACUCCUGUCAUUGUGUCGAAUCAACUGUUGUUGAUGCCCAAUCUCGCUCAAUGCAGAUAUCCACUCGUAACAUCAGUCUUGAGAAGUUCAUUGAAGUGGAAGAGAAGAUCCGAUACGAUCCUCAUCCAGAGAAUCCUAAUGGAUGGACAAUUUGUAGGCAGGAAACUAGUAUUAGGAUAAAGCCCCUGUCAGCGUUGGCAUCAAUGGCGGAAAAGAUAGAGCAGAAAUGUGCUGAGAGGUUCCAGCAAAACAGUGCUAAAGGCAGGGAAGUGAUGGAAAGGAUGUGCAAGUAUCUCGAAACUGAAUCAAGUGGCAUUUCAAUGUGACCUGUUUGCUUAACUUUGAACAAACUUCUUCAAUGCUAAUUCUUAGGGGCUCCGACCUGUUGGAGGGUAAGUUUUUUGUUUUUGUGAAACAAAAAAAAAAGAGAGAAUAGGCUCUUCCUUUAGCUUUGUAGAACUGGAUGUAAAAUCAUAGUUCAUGCAGGGGCAGUCUGGUGAGAUGCAGAUAGCCAAAUGCAUCUCUGUGGAAAAAUAAUGACUUUCAGAGAUGAGAGUGUUGUGCCCAUUGAUUCUCUUUUCAUUUUGUUUCUCAAGACUCCCUUCCAUUUUCAGUAAUGAUCUUGUUUUGAGUAGGGACCUUCUCCCAUUCACCCUUUCUCCAACUUUGUGUGAUGAUUUUUAUCUGUCAUACUUGUCCCCCGCAUUUAACAUUGUGACAAUUACUUUCUGUACAA
Ipomoea triloba (trilobed morning glory) is the source of this 1169-nucleotide messenger RNA. RefSeq names its product PRELI domain containing protein 3B. The record is from RefSeq and is a predicted model, not a curated record. NCBI's taxonomy places the organism in Eukaryota, Viridiplantae, Streptophyta, Magnoliopsida, Solanales, Convolvulaceae. Gene Ontology annotation, biological process: phospholipid transport. Gene Ontology annotation, cellular component: mitochondrial intermembrane space. The transcript has 3 exons. Gene Ontology annotation, molecular function: phosphatidic acid transfer activity. The coding region runs from base 202 to 759 and encodes 185 amino acids.